AUGCCUCGAAAGCGCUGGAUCGACAAGAACAACGCACAAACCUUUCAAUUACUCUACCGCCCACAAACCGACCCAGCCCUACACAAUGAAGCCGCUGGCGAGCGGGCACUAUACCAGGUCUCUGGGCCUGGCGCUUCAUCUUCCUACAAGCCUGAGUUCAAGGAAGGGUUACACUUGACCGAUUUGGAAAAUGACCUGGACUUUGAGGACAUGCGGGAAAAUGAGGGCGAGGCUGCACAGUACGGAAUCUACUAUGAUGACACCAGUUAUGACUACAUGCAGCACUUGCGAGAUAUUGGGGAAGGGGAAGGGGACUCACAUUUUGUGGAGUCGGUGCCUGUGAGAAUCCAGGGCAAGGGCAAGGGCAAAGCGAAGUCGAUGAAACUGGAAGAUGCACUGCGAGAGUUGUCGGUCGACGACGGUCAAAGUGUGGCAGGGAGUGAUAUGUAUUCAACAUUCUCAACUUCGACGAGGCCAAGGACGUAUCAGAACCAGCAGGAUGUCCCGGACGAGAUUGCGGGGUUUCAACCCGACAUGGACCCGAGACUGAGGGAGGUGUUGGAGGCGUUGGACGAUGAUGCUUAUGUGGAUGACAAGGACGAGGAAGAUAUCUUUGCUGCCCUCGCGAAAGAUGGUCGCAAUGGGGAGCUUGAAUUGGAGGAGUUCGAGGCCAACUAUCCCGAGGACGAUGAUGAGGGUUGGGAGUCAGAUGUCACCGAAAAGGCACCAGAGCAGCCUUCUGAAUUGAAAUUGACACCAACGGUUCAGGUGUCAGAAGACGGACACCGUGUGAAUGAAUUGCCCGCUCCGGAUGCAGAGGCGGCUGCAGCAGAAGACGGAGAUUGGUUGCGAGAUUUUGCCAAAUUCAAACGGGAUAAUGCACGAAAAGCGCCGCCCAAGGCCGCCGAAUCAAUCAUUGCUGCCUCCGCCAUCCAGGACAGAGCACCGUCCUUAUAUACCCUGAACGGGACCCCUCUACGGCAGAAGAAGCGCAAAGGUGCUUUGACCAACCCCAGCUCCUAUUCCAUGACGUCUUCCUCUCUCGCGCGGACCUCUGGCCAGCAAUUACUCGACGCCCGAUUUGACCAGGUGGAAAAGAUGUAUUCGCUGGAGGAGGGCGACGAGUUCGAUGACAUGGAUGGUGGAAUGUCGUUGGCCUCGGGGAUGACUGGCCGGUCCAAAAUGUCACAGCUGUCCACCACCAGCUUUGCAGAUGAAGGCGCUGUGCGAGAGGAUUUCGACAGCAUGAUGGAUGGCUUCCUUGGAGAUUGGAACAAAGCAAACCCCGGCGGAGGGAAACGGAAGGGCGCCAAAGGCAAACGUGGGAAGAACGGGAAUGAAAAGUACGGCCUCCAACAGCUGGAUGAAGUCCGGGCAGAACUGGGGCCUGCAAGGAUAUACCAACGGACAACGAGGGCAUGA
Messenger RNA from Fonsecaea nubica, 1422 nucleotides. RefSeq lists its product as hypothetical. Lineage: Eukaryota; Fungi; Ascomycota; Eurotiomycetes; Chaetothyriales; Herpotrichiellaceae. Gene Ontology annotation, biological process: ribosomal small subunit export from nucleus; ribosomal small subunit biogenesis. The coding region runs from base 1 to 1422 and encodes 473 amino acids. Gene Ontology annotation, cellular component: cytosol; nucleus; preribosome, small subunit precursor. The record is from RefSeq and is a predicted model, not a curated record. The transcript is spliced from 2 exons.